AAGGAUAGCCAUGAAUACCCUCCCAGGCGGCCUAGGCUUGGCCACAUCUGGGAAAGAACACAAUCGGGUGGUGUCUGGUUCGAACAUCAGGAGGUCAACCCUGAAAAGAAAAGGCGGUCAUCUGCGAGUACCUCAAAGAUGCACACAAGUCGAUCAGAUCAGCUCCCCGUUCGGACUGAACAAACUCCGUUAAAGCCUCCAGCACCAACACAUGCCUCAAUUCCCAAGAUAUAUGGUUUCAGUAACAUCAAAGUGGAAACCUCCUUUACGGAUUCCAACCACAAACAAGAAGAAGCAGAGACAGAAAAUAAUGGGAGUCGGACUGAGGUCGUCGGAGAAUCUCACAAGUCUCGCCGACGUUCGAUCAAGCUCAAGGAUCUUUUGUGCACGCCGCUCAACCUCAUCAAUCGAAUUAGCUUGUCAAAAGUAGCUCCGAAGAUUACCUUUUCCAGGGUGUCAGAGCAAAGCCCUGAGCAGAGACAGGAUUCACGAAUGGCUGAUCACUCCUCACUCUUGAAGCGCAACUAUACCUCUGAGGCACUUCAGUGGGUUACGGCAAUACUUCAGGAUGGAAAGCACAAUAAUUCGGGCUCCACACGGUUACCAGUUAUCAAACCACUCAAGGCGAGGGUAGAGACCGGAAGAUCAACCGCUCGUCGAUAUGUUAGUCCACAUACAGUAGAAGGAAUCACAUCCCAAUGUACCAUGGUGCAAAGGAAGAGCCAAGAAGCACUUUCUGAUGCUCCGUCAUAUACAUCCAGUCAAAUCAAUAUGAGGAUGGGACCACAACCAGCCAAUACUCCAGAUGAGCAGGCUACUUACAAAAUCAAGAGAAGUCCAAGUGCUGAAACGGAAGACUUCCUCAAAGUUGAUAUCAGCAUCCGGGGUGGAACAAGCUACUUACCAAGCGAGGCGAGAAGAAUUCAGACACCACCUCUGCCUGAGGAGACUCAAGAUGGCAGGCUGAAAGGGUUUUUCUUCGACUAUAAUGCCCCGAGGAGUGAAGGUAGUGCGUGUGCCGUGCGCGAGGGUAUUAGCCCAGCGACUUAUGGAGAAGCCGCGCGAAGUCAGUCUGCAACUGCGACUCAGAAACUGGGAAAGACGAGAAGCGGAAAACGCAAACGACUUCGCCGAGGGGACUGGUAUGAUGUCAAGCUUGCUGAACUGGAUGUUACCGACGAAGGAGAUCCGGAUGCAAAGCGUCACGACAGCACCGCCGACUGCGGCGCGUCUUCUCUACCAGCAUUCUUGCAGUGCCAGAAGAGGGAAGAAGAGGAAAGAUUUGAUUACACGAUCCCGGAGCAUCUUCCAAGUAGUCCGUUAUGUCCGAGGCAUCCUCGAUACUGGCGCGUCGUAAAGGGCAAGGGUAGCCAAUUCCGUGGAUGUUGGAUGCAUGGCAUUGGC
Messenger RNA from Exophiala aquamarina CBS 119918, 1404 nucleotides. RefSeq lists its product as uncharacterized. The transcript has a single exon. Lineage: Eukaryota; Fungi; Ascomycota; Eurotiomycetes; Chaetothyriales; Herpotrichiellaceae. The record is from RefSeq and is a predicted model, not a curated record. The annotation marks the transcript as partial.